This is a messenger RNA of Lontra canadensis (Northern American river otter), 7214 nucleotides long. It is a transcript of the gene CCDC187, whose product is annotated as coiled-coil domain containing 187. Gene Ontology annotation, biological process: microtubule anchoring. Gene Ontology annotation, molecular function: microtubule binding. Lineage: Eukaryota; Metazoa; Chordata; Mammalia; Carnivora; Mustelidae. The record is from RefSeq and is a predicted model, not a curated record. Gene Ontology annotation, cellular component: centrosome.
AUGUUCGUGCCUGCCUCCAAGGCUUGAGGUGGCAAUCGGAGAGAAGGUCAUGGCACUGCCCUGCCUGGGGGCGUUUUAUCGGCCCCCUACCUUUCUCGGUUGGAAUCCGGGCUCUGUCCCCCUAAGGCUGAGGAUGAGACCAUGGCUGCCCUGAGGUGGCCCGGGCCCUCCCAGCAGCCAGGUGACCUGCGGGGAGCUCCCCACAUGGCCUGGUCUGACAACAUCGAGCAGCCAGGACCCCGGGGGAAGGCCCGCAACCACCCCGUGUGGUCAGAAGGCGAGGAGGCCAAGGAUGGGGACAGCUCGGUGUCAUCAGGCCGCCUCUCCGGCUCCUCUGGGGGCCACGAGCCCUGCACGUCUCCCCCUGGGCCCUGGAAGGAGAGGCUCCCCCAGGUGCUGGGGCCCCAGCGGCAGCCCAGAGAGAGCAGCCCACGGCUGGAGCUGCUGAGGGACAGGAUCCGGGCCCAGGCCCAGGGGCAGGCCAGCUGCGCCUCCCUGGGCACCUCUGCCCCGUCCAGCGCCUCACGCCUCUACAGAGCCUCCAAGCCAGACGCCCGGAGGAAGGCGGGGAGGCUGAAGAAGGCCCCUCCAGCCCCAUGGGAGGCCCUCGGGCCCCGGGCUUCCGCCGCAGGCUUAGGCGUCCCGAGGGCGGCUCCGUGCCGAGUGGAAGACAAGACGAUCCCCGGCCCGGGGUGCAAGCCCUCCGGGGUCCCUCAGCGCCAGGCCUCAGUUUCCCGGGAGAAAGCCAAAAGGCAAAGUAGUUCUUGCAAGAAGGAGAAGACCCCCAGAGCGCCCGUCCCCCGGGGAGCCGCCAGAAACCAAGAUGCUGAGUUGGUUGGUGUGCACGCCUGGAGGAAAGGACCAGCCCUGGCAAGGGCCCUCCUCGGGCCCGCUCCUGCCCUCCCCAGGCUCCAGAACAAGGCUCCCUCCAGAGACCAGUCCCCCACCGUGGACUUAGGAGAUAGCAGGAAAGUCGGAGCGGCCGAGAGCUCCCCUGUCUGCCCCCGGAUGCCCAGCCCAGCCUCUGUCCGCCAUGACCCGCCACUGUCUGCCAACACACCCCACCUGGCUUCCUGCGAUCAGCCUGUGACCAUCCAAAAUGCUUUGACUAUCCUUAGAGACCUCCGCCAGCAGAUCCAGGCUGGGCUGGAGCUGGCCCGGCAUCGCCACCCCAGCAGAGGGCUAGAGCUAGGACGGUCAAACCUGUGGCUGCAGGACCCGGCAGGGAGGAGGCAGUGGGGCCCCUGGAGCACCCCAGAUGUGCGGGGCUCCUUCUCGAAGAGUCCUCAAGCAGGGAAGAAAGGGAGGCACUCCUCCCCAGACCGUGCCGGCAGCUUCCCCACUGGACAUCACUGGAGCACCCUGGCUGGACGGGAGUCCUAUCCCCAGCCAACUGGAGCGGCCCAAGGGUGGAACCCCUCUUUCCAGGGGCCCGGGAGCCCCCCUGAGAGGCUGACCUCCUUGCCUCACCGGCCCUGGAGUGCCUUGGCCCAGCAGGCCUCCAGGACCCAGCGGACUGGAACACACCAAGGAUGGAACCCCUCCUUCCAGAGGCCCGGGGGCCCCCCUGAGAGCCUGACCUCCUUGCCCCAACAGCCUGGAAGCGCCUCAGCCGGGCAGGCCUCCAGGUCCCAGCGGACCUGGGCCACUUAUGCAGACUGGGAGACCCCUGUCCGAACACCGUGGAGCCCUUGUGGCCCACGGUCCUGGAGCGCCUCCUUCCCGCAAGGCGCCAGCACCCUGUGCAAGGCCAGAGGCUCGCACCUGCCACCCUCGGAGACGGAGCACAGCUGGCUGAGGCCUGCCAGGGGUGCACCUGAGAGGGAGAAGGAGGGGCGGGUGCCGCCGCCCUGCCCGAAGCCCCGGGGGGCCCUGGGCCACCCCUAUAGUGCUGAGACGCUGCGGGAGUUCAUGCGCCAGAAGACUCAGGCCCGGCGGCGGCAGGCCUUGGAGGAGAAGGCCUCGGCCGUGCGCGCCCUGGAGCUGAGGAACCAGCGGCUACAGGACGUGUACAGGAAGCAGCGGGAGGCCGUCCUCGGCAAGGCCGUCCCUAUGGUCUCCCAGACAACCCCCGGCAUCGUGACCUUCUUCCCGCACUGUGCACAGUCCAGGGGCCUGGAAGCUCCCGGGAGCCUGGGGUCGCCUGUGCUGGAAUGGAGCAAGGUGACCUCUGGCAUGGUGCUGGGGGACCAGGAGGCCCCGGGCAGCUUCUGCCUGUGUUUGAACAGAGCCUUGAACCGCUCUGAGACUCUAGAGAUGGGCGGCCCCCGGGACGGCUGGGAAGGUGCCCCCAUGCUGAUAUCCUCCCGCUCCUCCCCGGGCCCCCUGAAGCUCCAGGACCUGACCACCCGCCCCCCGCGCCCAGGCGUGUGCAUCUACCUGGACCCUGAGGAGAGCGAGCGCCUGGGCACCCCGGGGCCCCUGCACUUCCGCUAUAAGCAGGCCCGGCUGCAGGCACUGGAGACCAUGGCCAAUGUCCUAAAGCAGCGAAUCGACAUCCUCACAGCCAAGCUGCACAGGCCGGAGACACCAGGUGCUCUCGGGGACCCGGUGUCAGACCCCGGCACUGUGCCUGCCGCCCCCGUCUGCUCGGGGGCCCUGGUGCCCGACGAGAGUGAAGGGGGCCCCUGGGACUGGGCUGACGAGCCGGCCGGGACGCUGGUCUCUCCCACCUGCUUCCUGGACCACAGGCCGCUGCCGUGGAGCCCCGACUGGGAGAGGCGGCAGAGCGUGAGCCCGAGAGGCCACCACUACAGGGAGUCCCAAGUUGAUGGUGUCCAUCUCCCCAAAGGUUUCAUUGAGGACGGGCGUUUGGAGCUGGAUAAAAGGCUGGCAAGAAAUACGGCUUCCUUCCAGACACUUGGUCCCUUCAUCGGGAGCUCCCUUGGGGUGCCAGCAGUGCUGGACCCCACCUGCGGCUCCCUGCGGCUGGAGGACGUGCCGGCGGCCAGAGGGGCAGGCUUGCUCACGCCCUGGACCGUGCGAGGCUGCGGUCGGCGCUCCGGGCACCUUGCCAACAUUCCCUGGAAGUCCCCGAGCUCUCUCAAGUCCCUGCAGCUGAACCAGGAGAAGCCGGAGCAGGGGCUGGCGCUUCUGCGGCAGCAGGCGGAGCUGGAGGUCUGGGAGACGCAGAAGGCCCUGGACCAGCUGCUCUUCAAGCACCAGCUGGAGCAUCUGAUGGGGAAACACUCCGCCCAGGUCAGACCAGACUCGGCUUUGGCUUCUGCUUCGGAGCAGGCGCGGCCACGGCUGUGUCAAGUCCUGGAGCCCACAACCUCUCCGAGCACCGAGACCGCCAGCCCCAGAUCACAACCAGCCAGGGGCAGAGACGCUGCCACACCCUCCCAGGGUCCGCAGGAAGGACAGCAGAGUCAGGAGGAAAAGUCUGCUUCUGCAGAGCCCAGACAGGAAGUGAGAGCAGACCAAGCUCCCUCCCAGCGGCCCCUGGCCAGGCCCGACCCUCGGGUCAGCCCCACCCACAAGUGGAGCCUGGCGGGGCCCUGGAAAGCCAACGUCGCGGGAGGCCCCGGCCACUUCACGCUCCAGAUGCUCGAGCUGAGCCUGCGGGAGGAGGAGCUGAGAGCGCAGCACCAGACCGCGCUGCUGCGCCUGCGCGAGAAAGCGCUGGAGGAAAGGAUGCGCGCUGAGCUGGCCUGGUUGGAGCAGCAGCGAGGGUGUCUGGGCCGCGAGGGGAGCGCCGCGGUGCUGGCAGUCUUGGCAGAGAGGCAGAAGCAGGCCCUCAGCAGCCUUGAGCAGGAGCAGAGAGAAAUCCGGUGCCUGCAGAACGCUCACCGGUUCUCGCACAAGGAGAGGAAGCUGCUUCUGCAGCACCAGAAGGACAUCCUGUCCCUGUGGACGGCUGUGGCACAGCUGCAGGGGGAGCUCGAGGCCCAGACCAGGCUGCCUCAGAGGUCUGGCCCCGAAGUCAAGACCGCUCAGAUGGAGGGGCCGGCACAGAGCUCCCUGUGCCCGUCAACACCACGUGGGCCUGGCGACCCCACCAGCCCCAGCCCCUGGAGAAGCUCCGAGAGCCCACGCGCCCAACCCCUUCCCACUGGGCAGGAGGACAGGACACACCCCGAGGCCACUUCAGCUGCGAACAGUCACCGACCGCCUCCAAGACCUGUGUGGGGAGAGGACAUGCCUGUGGCCAGUGGUUGGCCUGACGCUGGGGGCCGGCUGGUAGAGAGCCAGAUCCCUGUGGACCAAGGAGACCCCCCGGCCAACCCCCGCCCUUUGUCGUCGAUGGAGAGAACACAGCCUCUGACGGAACGCCGUGGGCAGAAACCCCAGGGCCAGCACUCCCUGGGCGGAAGGAGUCCCUGCAGCCCCCCAGAAGCCGGCUCACAGGAGCAUGCUGGGGGGGAUCCACCGCUAAGGGGCCAGCACAUGCCAUGCCCUGGGGGCGGUCUCUCUCCAACAUGCUCCCAGCAGGCGGCUGAAGGCAGCAUAAGCCCAGCAGGGUCGGCACCAGAGCUGGAUUUUGCCGACAGCCCCAAGGAGGAGCCCCACCAGAUGGAAAGCCGGGCGUCAGGGGGACAGAGGAUGGAGGCCUGUUGGCAGGAGGACCCCCACGACCCCUUCUCUCGGCCGGAAGCCGCCCCGUGGACUGCUGCUCCAGCUCCUGCGCCCUCCAGCCCGUGUGCGGGCAGCCCCCUGGGGCUGGGCCCCGAGUCUGAGUCUGAGUCAGCUCCCCGGACCUGUGCUGGGUCCCGUGCCACCUCCUCCCUGAGCGGGCUGUCCUGCUGUUCUCUCCAGGAGUUUCAGAAGGCGUCCGCCAUGCUGGUGCAGCUUUCUGAGAGCUCCGUCUCCCUCUCGGACUGGGAAACUGGGGACCCCACUGAUGCAGACCCUGGCUGGUCUAGGGAGCUCUCACCUCAAGACUCCUGCGGGGUCCACCGGGGCGGGGAGCGGGUGGCCUGGGAGAGGCUGGAGGGCAGCAGGACCGGUCCCCAGGGUGGCUCCCCCAUGGACGCAGGGGGUGCAGAGCCCAGGGGAGGCCUCGUGCAGGCGGGUCAGCUGCUGCCUCUCCCGGAUGCCCCUUCUGAGAGGUCAGGGUCAGAGCUGUCAGAGGCAUCCAGCGAGGUCUGGGAUGAGGAGAACCUGCUGGGGCCAGGCCCUGGUGCUGACCCAGGCUCAGGGCGCCACUCCCCUGCAGGAGGCUCAGCUCACCUGGAAGGUGGCAGGGCGCCCUGCUUUGUACCUCCUUCCCUGGGCCCUGGGGAGGGGCAGGAAGCUUCCAGAACCAGCGGGAGCCUGAUCAGUGGAUUAAAUACAGAAAGAGGCAAACAGGAGUCACCGGAGGCUGCCUUCCCACCACUCCCAUCCACAGCCUCUCCCUCCCGUGACUUAGACCUGCCCCAUUCCUCUCCCUCUGGGUCCCUGGCAUCCGAAGGGGUGGAGUUUGGUGAAGGGGGAGACACUGGGGCUCUACAAGCCUCGGCUGGCUGCCCAGAGGGGCCUGGGGACACUGACCUGAGUCUGUCCAACCACAGGAAACCUCAACAGGCCUGGUCUGAGCCUGAGGUCCCCGUGAGUCCGCAGGCUCCUCCUGGGGACCCUGGUGGUCUGGUAGCCCAGACACCCGAGGGCUGGGCACCUGGGCAUAGGGGGAGGGGACACUCCCCUGCCCCAGAGGAAGCCUGCCCUACCCUGGCCAGCGGGGUCUUGCCCGAGAUCCUGUCCCCCGUGGACGAUGUGCUGUCCUAUGGCAGUGCUGACUUUCCGUCCUCCACCCACAGGGACACCAGCCUCCCUCCUUGGCCUCCCACCCUCCCAGCAGAGCGUGAGGGCGACAGCCUGCACUCGGGAGACUUCCCUCCCCCACCUGAAGACGCCAUGUCUCCUGGGGGCUUGCCGGGCACCCCCGGGGAGGAUGCCUCCAUUAGAACUGGGGAGUUGCCCUCCUUGUCUGAGGAGGUCCUGCCUGAGCCACUGUUCCCGGGGCCCCAAGAGUCAGGGCUCCGCCUGGGGGCGGGCAGACAGGGUGAAAGCCUUGGGGAAAAAUUGGGUGAAUUGUGUUCUGAUGGGGGAGCUGAGGCUGUGGGCAGCCUGUGGUCUGAGCCAGCUUGCUGCCUAGGGUCCCCCUUGUGGGGGGGGGAUGGUGGUGCUGUGGGGGAGCUACCAAGCCUGCCAGCGCAGCCCCCAACCCCAUCCAGAGUGGUCUUCAUGGUCAGGGAGGGUCUGCCCAUGUUGUUGUCAGCCGGAGGUACGGGGCGGUCUGGCACCAGGAACAGUGACCUGGAUCCUGCUUUGGGCGCGGGCUCCUAUGCAGAUGUACCUGGUGGGGAGAGAGCCGAGGUGGUGGACUUGGUGUCCAGCCAGCUCACCAGAAGGAUCCUGUGCGACACGCUUGCUGUGCUCUCGGAGCUGGCCCAGCCGGCCGACCUCUGACGGAGAAGCAGCUGUGUCCCCACGGCUGACCCGGCAUGUCCCCAAGACUGAUGAGACUCCUGAGGAGACAGGGCAGGGCCCGUGGUGACACACACCUGUGACAUUGCUGUGUCAUUGUGCCCAUGCGUGCCCGUGUGUGUGGGAGGCUCCGGAAGCCUGGACCACUGAGGGCAGAGCCGCCGUUCAGAAUAGCCUCCUGCCGUCGGCCGUGCAGGUGGUCCUCUGACGCUGGGCGGGGGACCGGGCACUGGCGUGACAUCCCGUGCAGUGGGCUCUGUUCUUCCGGGCUUUGGGUCCACGGCUUCCAUCAGGCCCCCAAAAGGGUCACUGCUGCGCAGUUCAAGAGGCGGGAAGCUGAAAGGUUGUGCGGGGCGUGUCCGAAGGCUGGCUGGCCCAGGACAGGUGCGGAAGUCACGGAUUCGAGAGAGAACAUUCUGGAGGAGCCGGGAAGGGGAGCAGCUCUGAGGCGGAACCAGGCGCCAGCCCAAGUUGACCGCCCGCCAGCACGGAGAGCCUUCCGCAAAGGCCACGGGAGAGAGCACCGUUCUGGGGAUGUGGGAAGCCCGGGUGGAGGUGGGCAGGGGGCACGUCUGUGCGGGCUCACACCCUCAGCUCUGUGGCCCUGGGAGGCCCAGACCUGCAUGUAGGCCAGCCCAGCUGUGCGGAUUAGAGAAGUAGCCCACUCAAGGGCCAAAGGUCACAGGCCAAAGUUUGGCCUGUCCUCUGGGGGUAGGUGGGCCCAGGCCUACCUGAGCGCUCAGGACACCUUCUGGAAGACACAAGAGCCCGUUCCCUGGUGGCCGUCCCCCAUGGAAUGAGUC